This is a messenger RNA of Eucalyptus grandis, 1150 nucleotides long. Its product is annotated as fatty-acid-binding protein 1. Gene Ontology annotation, molecular function: intramolecular lyase activity. The transcript has 4 exons. Bases 89 to 958 code for a protein of 289 amino acids. The record is from RefSeq and is a predicted model, not a curated record. Lineage: Eukaryota; Viridiplantae; Streptophyta; Magnoliopsida; Myrtales; Myrtaceae.
CUCCCAAAGUCCGAAACUUUGGAGCUCGAACGCGAUUUCAUUUUCCUGAAUUCUCGAGGCGAGGGCGGAGAAACCGAGCAGCCGAGCCAUGGUCUCGCUUCGCUUCCCUUUCUCGUUUUCUCAGCCCCCCGGGCGCCCCCGUCUCCCCCGCUCCUCCUCCCCCUCCGCUCUCUCCUUCGCCGUCGCCGCGGCCUCCGUGGCCGCCGGAGCAGCGGCCGCCGUCGCCGCCGGCAUUGCCGCGUCUCGGGACCCGCAACGCCCGUUGCUCGAAAGCGCGCGCGAUUUCCUCGUCUCCAGGAGCUCUUCCUUGCCCCUGUGGGGAUCGCUCUCUCUGGCCGAGAAUUCUCCUCCCGUCGUCGAGUCGAAGACCGGAGUGUCGUUCCCUUCGGUCGUCGGCGGGUCGCGGCAGCUCUUGGGAGUUGGGUUGAGGAGGAAGAGCGUGCUGGGGUUGAAGAACAUCGAUGUCUAUGCGUUCGGUGUAUAUGCUGAUGAUAAAGAUAUAAACAAGUUGCUCAAGGAGAAAUAUGGAAAACUAUCCAUUUCUGAGCUCAAGGAAAGCAAUGAAGUGUCAGAGGAUCUGAUGGAAAGUGAUAUCUGUGUAACUGUCAGGCUUCAAAUUGUAUAUGGCAGAUUGAGUAUAAAAUCUGUGCGCAGUGCAUUUGAAGAAUCAGUUGGAAACAGGCUAAAAAAGUUUAGCCCAGAAGACAAUAAAGAAUUGCUUCAAAGAUUUACUUCCCAGUUCAAGGAUGAGUUCAAAAUACCACGAGGAUCUGUGAUAGACCUGUCAAGAGACCGGGGUCAUGUACUUCGGACCACGAUUGAUGGGAAGGAGGUGGGAAGCAUAGAGAGCAAACUUCUUUGCCGGUCGAUUCUGGACUUGUAUAUCGGCGAUGAUCCUCUUGAUAGACAAGCUAGAGAAGAUGUCAAGCUGAACUUGGCUUCUUUUCUUGAAAAGUGACUCGUACUAUCUUCUGCUAUUUGUUUGCAGGAGAGACUUGUGAAGACGGAUCUUGAACAUACUCUAUUACCUGUACUCUUACUUUCUCGGCCGACCUAAAUAAGAGUUGUGUUAGACUUUAUUCCAAUAACUCAGGAGCUAUAAAUUAUAAGAAAGGAUUCGAAUAUAGAAGUGGUAUUUUCCUUUUUGGCA